This is a messenger RNA of Eurytemora carolleeae, 1301 nucleotides long. Its product is annotated as E3 ubiquitin-protein ligase MGRN1. Gene Ontology annotation, molecular function: ubiquitin protein ligase activity. Gene Ontology annotation, cellular component: cytoplasm. Lineage: Eukaryota; Metazoa; Arthropoda; Copepoda; Calanoida; Temoridae. The record is from RefSeq and is a predicted model, not a curated record. The transcript is spliced from 8 exons. The coding region runs from base 618 to 1286 and encodes 222 amino acids. Gene Ontology annotation, biological process: protein ubiquitination.
CUAUCUUUCGUCAUAUAAUAAAAAAUGUAUUAUUUAAAAGUCGUCUUUAUAAUUAUUAACAAAUUAUUAAGUUGAGAAGAGAAAAGAGUUGCGCAGAAGAGUCAAAACGGUAAAGUUUGGAUGAUAAUCCUGGUUUUAGCUAGGAUGACUUAUGAACGCAUCAGCUGUUCUAGGCUAGAUAAUCCUGCCACAAAUUAGGCAGCAUUAGCGACUUAUGAAUCCGUAUUUCCUAAACACCGGUGUUAGUGUUAAGAGUGGUAUUAGAGCGGUAUUAGCUAAUACCGCUCUUAAGAUACCGGACUCUUGACCCGGCCAAUAGAUUAUAAAUUAUAUUAAUGCAGUGUUAAUUGUAUAGAUGGCAGUGUGUAUGCUUUUGGAAAGUUCAGAAUAAUCAGCUGUUUCUUCUAUCCAUCAACUCCGAUUUCGACUGAAGAUUGAAGAAACACAAUUGAAACUCAUGAGAGACUUUCAAGAAAAUUACGAAAAAGUGAACGUGUAUUUUCAAAAUUUGAGAAACGAAUCAAAGAAAUGUCUUUGUUAGAAAAUUUGAGGACAGAGUAAAAUGGAUUUUGAAUGCACUUGAUUCUAUAAAGGAAGUAUAAAGCUACACAUUCGGGAUGGGAGGAUGGCAGAGUACAACCCGGGGUACGGAGGAACCCGAGGAUCAAAGUACAUGUUCCCAGUACAGAUACCCACCGAAGGUCGGAAACUACUUUUCUACUCAUUUUAUCAUGGGAGGAGAGAAGUUUGAUUCUCCGCAACCUGAAUCUUUUCUCUUUGGAGACAACUCAGAUCUAAAUUUCUUGGGAUCAAAGCCAGUACCUUUCCCGUACCCACCGCCUCAAGCGAAUGAACCGACGAAGACCUUGAAAGCUUUGAUAAACAUUAGAAGAGACUCUUUGCACUUCGUCAAGGUUAAAAAUGCAGAAGGUGAAGACGAGGUGGGAAAGUAUAAUAUCGUCUUCACAUUGGAUUCUGAUGUUCGAUCCAAUAUAACGAUCUUCUAUCUUGCAUCGGAAGAGGUUGGUCCCCAAAGUGUUGUGUAUACACCUAAGCAGGACACUAUGUGCUCUCCAACCUAUAUUUACAGGAAAGGGUCAGGACAAAUGUUUUCCCAACCUGAUCAUAUUUUCCAGGUAGAUAAUUUUUAUUUACCAGGUAGAUCAUUUUUAUUUACCAGGCAGAUCAUUUUCAUUUUCCAGGUAGAUCAUUUUCAUUUUCCAGGUAGAUUACUUUCAUUCUCCAGGUACGAUCUCCAAUUUUUAACGUCAAAAUACGCAACAUAAUCAUCGAAAGAUCUA